Messenger RNA from Nerophis lumbriciformis (worm pipefish), 2280 nucleotides. RefSeq lists its product as uncharacterized. The record is from RefSeq and is a predicted model, not a curated record. Lineage: Eukaryota; Metazoa; Chordata; Actinopteri; Syngnathiformes; Syngnathidae. Gene Ontology annotation, molecular function: protein binding.
GUGGACUGUCCCGCACGGCAGCUUUUGGUCUCUUCGGAUUGCAGCUUUAGGGUCAAACGGAUAACCUGGUCAAACACGACAGCUCCACUUCGACAUAGAAAGAGUUAAAUAUCAGAUGAAAUGGAAGUUCUCACACUCCUGAUGAUGAUGAUGAUGAUGGUGGUGAUUCAACUUCCCGCGCAUUCGUUAAUCUUACCCGCCAGACCUGAAAAACUCCCUGCAGCUGUCGGCAAGAUGGACUACUUGGACAUGUAUGACUUUGCGGAGGUGCCAGCCGAGCAAUGGAAAGCCAAAAAAGAAGAGGAGGAUGCUGACGCCAACCUGAGAGAAGACAUAUUGCGAGAAGAACAAGAGAGCAGGCUGGUUGCAGGAAUCAUUCCUCACGACAUCCAAACUGCAAACACAAACAUUGUAAUACAAGAACAUAAGGAAGGACUGAACACACUUUCCGCUCAGCUGGGGGAAGAAUCUGAGAUCCACAUCCUCCGUCCCGCUUCUCCUGAUCCUCCUCCAGCAUCUCCUAGUGAUCCCACUUCUUACACCACAGUCACUCUUGACUUGUCCUCUCCGUCUCCUGUCAAGCGCGAGUCCAUUUCGCUGAUGGAAGAUGUCCUCACUGAGGUCCUGCAGAGUCCUGGACAUUACUCCGAGCACACUAAUGUAGAAGACGGAAUGGUGCGAAAUCUGCCGACUAGGACGCCUCCCCAAAAUGUGCACAUGGGAAAAAGAAACCCGGUCGAAAUAGAACCAGAAACUGAAACUCAGUUGCCAAUUAAGACAAUAAAAGUCAGAGGUGGUAAAAAGGGAAGGAAAAGGAAGCAAAAAAACCCAAAGAUGGCUAUCAAAAAGCCCCAUUUUCCUUACUUCCUGGACAACUACUGUCCCCCAGAUUGUGCCUGCUAUGGAGGGGUGGUCCAAUGUUCGGACAAAGCAGUGGAAAAGAUUCCGUACGGCGUCCCCUACAGUGUCCGCUACCUUCUGCUAAUGAACAACCACAUCGACAGCAUCCAGCUGGACCUCCUCAGGGAAUACGUCUCCAUGGAGUUCUUGGUCCUGAGCAACAACCGUCUCAAAGACGGCACCAUAGAGGGCGCGUUCGAGGGCGUCCCGGCCUUGAAGCGUCUCUACCUGGAUGGGAACCUUCUGAUGAGCGUGCCGACAGAUCUUCCGGGUUCUCUAGAGGAGCUGCGCCUGGACAAUAACGGUUUGGCGGUGAUGUCAGAGGUAGCCUGGGCUCGGUGUCCUGGUCUCUUGGUGUUGAGUCUUAGGAACAACACACUAGGUGAAGGAUCAGGAUCUCUUCCGGACGCAGUGCUUUCCCCACUACGCCGCCUGCAAACUUUGAACCUGGACCUCAACCAGCUGACCUCGGUUCCGCUGGGGUUGCCCCUAUCCGUGAAGGAGCUGUACCUCAGAGGGAACCUCGUUGAGCACUUCAGUGGGCGAGUCUUUGACGGCACACCCGAGCUGGUUGUGCUGGAUCUGAGUGCUAACCGACUGACCAAUAAGGGUCUUCCUAAAGACGCUCUCCUCAACGUGACCAACCUGGAGAGUCUCAACCUAGAAGGGAACCGACUCAAACAAGUGCCCCGGCACCUUCCCUUGUCCUUGAAGACCUUAAACCUUGAGUGCAACCUAAUCUCCUCUGUUAAACGAAGAGCCUUUAGAAGCUUGAAAAACCUGGAACACCUGGGCCUGGCUCGGAACAAGAUCUCCAAAGUGGUUCCAGGCGCCUUCCGAAGCUUGCCCGCCUUGCACCAGUUAGACCUUUGCCACAACGCCUUAAACCACGUACCCAGGCAGCUACCACAGGGUCUCCACUCUGUCGCGCUCACGCACAACAAGAUCCACUCGGUGCCGCGGGAUGCCUUCUGCUGGGGCCUUGCGGGUUCUGGAUUCAGCAGGCUGGUCCGAGUCCAGCUGGAGAACAACUUGAUUGACAUGGCAAUGCUGGAUUCGAAGGCUUUUAGGUGCUUGAGAGGCUUCCAGGUGGUACAUUUCUACUGAGCCAGAGGACAAGAAAACACACCCAUGUUGAAAUAUUUAUUGUUUUAUUUUGGUGUAUGAAGUGGGAUCUUUUGAUCAUUUUCUGACACCCGAGAUGUUUUUAUUUCUGCUGGAAGAGACCAAAAUCUAUUAAAACGGGGAUACUAGAAAAACUUUUGAGGAAAAUAAAAUUCACCUCAUGAACAAUACAAUUUAUUUAUGUUUACUUCUUGCAAACAUUAUAGAAAAGAUGCUGUAAAUUUAAUCAAACAUCAAUAAAAAUUAUUAGCGUUG